GCUCAAGCGGCAGUUCUUUUCUUUUCCUUCGUCGGAGCUGCUACAGGAAGGUAAUCAGAAGUAAUCAUGGUGUGGAUCUAUGAAGGCACCGACGGAUCAUCUAUCACCUGUGAUGUUUCGUUGCAGCUGGAUCUUCCAUUCGUUUGUUGUGACACGCACAGCAACUCGCUCUCACGUCAUCGAGUCACAUGGGAGGUUAGCCUGACGAAACAGUGCACCGGCGCCGGAUACAGGACCUUGGUGUGUGUAUGUGACUGAAUGCAGGACUCAUCUCAACCCAUGACACGUCCCGGGAUGAUGGCAACGACAUUCUCAUCCUUCCUGAUGGCACCAACGCUGUCGCCUCUCACGAGAUCGUCGACGGCAUCAGGGACGGCACUCUCACUCUGCACAGGGCAACUGAUCUGCUCGUCAACGAGGGAGCCAGCGCCCAUUGCAUUGUGAGAGUUGGGAAGGGGUCUCGCAGCCCCAUCCAGCUGGCCAUCGAGCAUCACAGGACGGCUGACAGUGUGGCCAUCCUUCGUUUGCUCAUCGAGAGAGGAGGCCCUGACAUCAAUUACUCCGGCGAUGGUAACCUAUGGGACCCGCCUGUCAGGAUGGCGAUUCGUUGUGGUCGAUAUGACUUGGUCAACCUGCUGCUCGACUGUCCGGAUGCGCAGCUGAGAGAACUGGGGCUGCUCUGGUGUGUGGCGUUCUACGCACGGGGGGGUGCCGUGUCAGCCGCCGAGAAGCUGGCCAUGGUGAAGAGGCUGGUGAGAGUCGGCGGAGUGGCGCUCAUCAGGGAGGGCGGCGGCCCCGGCAAUGCGCUUCACUGGUUCUGCCGGUGGCCUCUCGCCGACCCGUCUGCUCAAAUGGAGCUCAUCGCUUAUCUUGAGCACAAGGCUGGACGGCCGAUCGUUGACGAGAUGGAUUCGGCAGGCAGGACCCCUCUCUUUCUGGCCUACGAAUCGCACUCUCUGGCGUCUGUCCGGCUGCUGCUGCGCAAGGGGGCGUCUAUCACGGCAGCAGGCGUGACGCCCGAGGGCCUGCGAGAGGCAGGGAGAGUUGGACAAGAAGAGAUAAGGUGGACGAGAGCAAUCGUAUACUGCGGCUAUCUGCGUCGCGAUUUCCCGAGGCAAGUGAGCAUCCCCGUCAAGACGGCCCUGCUGCCCAUCCGAGCACUGACGAGCACCCGCCUGCCUGCGGACGUCAUCGCGCGCAUCGCGCAGUUCACUCUCGCCCCACGUGUGAGGGUUGUCAUCCCCAUUGGUGAGAGGUUCCUCGACAUUCGCAUCAACCGGCUGGCCAACGAUUGCGUUUCUGCUGUAUAUCACAGCGUCCGAGAGACCGGCGGCCCGCAGGACAUUGUGGCUCACCAAUAUGCCGACUUGAUGCGGGAGAUCCGUCGGACUGCCAGCAAUCUGGUAGGGUGGUUCGAGGCGUUUUAUCCUCCCAAACUCGCCAGGCACACUGCUGUAUGUGUGCGGGUUGCUGGCCAGGAGUUUGUAUUGGUAGCCGACAGACGCGGCUCUUCAGGGUGUUGACGUGGCUGGCGGCUAUACUGGCAGCUGAACUUUUU
Molecule: messenger RNA, 1558 nt
Organism: Vitrella brassicaformis
Lineage: Eukaryota; Vitrellaceae
Source: the annotation of a GenBank genome assembly